AUGGCCUUGAACAGAAAAUACGCGGCAUUGCCGGAUUUGGACUCUGCUCCGGAUCUCUACGAGACUCCCGAACUGACCGACGACAAUUCGACAGCUCCCACAGGCAGAGCGCAUUCUGAAUCCAAUGCUUCUUCGUACAAGGAUUUCGACGAACAUGAAGACGAGGGCCCUGGCAUCUCCCGCUCUCGUCUACACCCAGACCAGGCCCGCACACUCUUCUCUCCUGCGCAAAUAGAUGCCCGGGGUGUAGAUUUUUCGGACCGAGUGACUGCGAAGCGGAAGUCCUACAAAGCUUCCACUCGGCGACAUCGAAGAAGAGAGGAUGGCACAGAAGAAUAUGGGGACUUCAGCGAUGAUGAGGAUGGAGAGAGUUUGGAAAGGAAACUUGCCAGAUUGAAGCGAGAAAUUCAGGAAGUCAAAGAGGAAUACGGAAAGCGACAAGUUGAAGGCAAAGAUGGGGAAGAAGAGGAUACUGUUGAUUACCCGCAGGAUGUAACGGACCUCAACAAAAUGCUGGAUGGAAUGUCUCUCCAAAAAGGUCCAAUGGGCAAAAGUGCCGGGGGAAAAUUUGCAAAGGAUCUGGGAACUGGCAUCAGGGCCAAUGGACCACCGCAGACGGCACAGGGAAAUGGGGAGUCGGCAACCUACACCAUUACUUAUGCGCCGACAUACCAGCAGAGCCAUGCUCUUGCAAAAGCGGCUGAUUUUGAUGGACGGUUAGCACUUCUCGAGAAGGCUCUUGGAAUCAGCGCGGCAGAACUACCGUCUUCGACAGCCAAUGGCGUCCCCAAAGCCAUAUUGCCUACCCUUGAUACGCUCCAACGCCAGAUCUCAGUCAUCUCGGAAUCUACUCCUUCCUCACUGGACAGCAUCAGCCGACGAGUGAGAGCGCUGACUCAAGAAACUGAAAGGUUGGACGAAGCACGGAAAGCCGCGAAGGCUCAGGCUGGAUUGCGAGUAUCCGGUAGUGAUGCAAUGUCAGACGACGAAGAGGAUUCGGAGCAAAUUGCUAAAAUCAAUGCUUUGUAUGGGACUCUCUCGACAAUCGAGAGCCUAGCGCCUCUACUUCCAUCCCUACUAGAUAGACUGCGUUCCCUGAGAGCUAUCCAUGCAGAUGCCGCGACCGCCAGUGCAAGUUUGGAUCGGGUAGAAAAGCAGCAAACUGAGAUGGCUGGAGACUUGAAAAAAUGGAGAGAGGGACUGGGUCAGGUUGAGGAGGCUUUGAGACAGGGCGAAAGCGUGAUGAGUGAUAAUAUGAAGGCGGUGGAGGGUUGGGUCAAGGAGUUAGAGCAGAAGAUGGAGAAUUUGUAA
Drepanopeziza brunnea f. sp. 'multigermtubi' MB_m1 is the source of this 1311-nucleotide messenger RNA. RefSeq lists its product as uncharacterized. Lineage: Eukaryota; Fungi; Ascomycota; Leotiomycetes; Helotiales; Drepanopezizaceae. Gene Ontology annotation, biological process: mitotic spindle organization. Gene Ontology annotation, cellular component: cytoplasm; dynactin complex. The record is from RefSeq and is a predicted model, not a curated record.